AUGACAACCUCCCAACAAACCACCUACCUCAACGCCAUCCACGGCACCUCCACCACCCUAACCCCCACCACCAACGCCAACCAACCCGGCACAAGCGCCAACACCAUGGGCUCCACCACCGCCUCAGGCCAUGGCUCACACCCGCACGACCACCCCCGCAACGGGGCCCCCAUCCUACCCACGCGCGGCAUCGGACCACCCCAGGCCGAGCUCGAGGGGGAGCAGAUGGCGGAUCCGGGGGAGGGGGCGGUGAUGGACGCGCAGCUGGGGAAGAAGAGCGCGGGGUGGGGGGAGGAAGAUUCGUUGACGAGGGAGAUGGAGAGGAAGAAGAGGGAGCAGGAGGGGGAGAGGGGGAGGUGGGGGGAGGAGAGGAGGUGGGGGAGGGAUGUUGAUGGUGGGGGGGAGGCGAGGGGGGUGGAUGAGGAUACGGGCGCGGUGUAG
Molecule: messenger RNA, 441 nt
Organism: Pseudogymnoascus verrucosus
Lineage: Eukaryota; Fungi; Ascomycota; Leotiomycetes; Thelebolales; Thelebolaceae
Exons: 1
Coding region: 1-441 (146 amino acids)
Source: RefSeq, a predicted model, not a curated record